Molecule: messenger RNA, 3044 nt
Organism: Lates calcarifer (barramundi perch)
Lineage: Eukaryota; Metazoa; Chordata; Actinopteri; Centropomidae
Product: beta-1,3-N-acetylglucosaminyltransferase lunatic fringe
Exons: 8
Coding region: 159-1232 (357 amino acids)
Biological process (GO): pattern specification process; regulation of Notch signaling pathway
Cellular component (GO): Golgi membrane
Molecular function (GO): O-fucosylpeptide 3-beta-N-acetylglucosaminyltransferase activity
Source: RefSeq, a predicted model, not a curated record
AAAUAAAGCAGCGAGUCAAAUAGUCUGAGGUCACCCACUAAGAUAGCCGCAUGAGGCGGUUGUGAUUCGUGUUAUCAGCGUGGAAAUGUUGUAAAGUGGAGGAAAUUAGACUUUUCUCUGUCAAUGAACGAAGCUUUAAAACCGUCCACACAGUCACAAUGUGGAAAUCCACCGGGGGACCAAAAAGCACCUUCACCUCAGCGGCGGGACCUCGCGCUACCGCCGCCGCGGUCACCUGUCUGCUCGUGACCGGGACGCUCGUCGUCGCGGUGGGACACCCGAGCAGCGGAGUCCCGGAGGAGCCUCCAGCUGCAGCGGCGAGCGGAAAAGUUUUCUCGGCGUAUUUCAGGAAACUGACCCGGGAGAGGAGAGCGAUGAGCGGCCCCCCGCGAAGCAGCGCUCCCCCCGGACCGGUGGAGCAUCUGACCCCAGCCGACCUGUUCAUAGCGGUGAAAACAACUGGGAGGUAUCACCGGCAGAGACUGGAGCUGCUGCUGGACACCUGGCUCUCCAGGAACAUGCAACAGACGUAUGUGUUCACUGAUGGAGAGGACAAGGAGCUGAGGAAAAGGAUGGGAGGUCACCUGAUCAAUACCAACUGUUCGGCAGCCCACAAUCGUCAGGCCCUCUCCUGUAAAAUGGCUCUGGAGUAUGACACUUUUCUUAACUCUGGCAAGAAGUGGUUCUGUCAUGUCGAUGACGAUAACUACGUGAACGUCGGCUCCCUCCUGAAGCUUUUGUCUCAGUACAGUCACACGCAGGACGUUUACAUCGGCCGGCCCAGCCUCGAACGACCAAUAGAGGCCACGGAGAGGCUCGGCACCGCUGAGAUGAAGCAGGUUCGUUUCUGGUUCGCCACAGGAGGAGCAGGGUUCUGUCUGAGCCGUGGCCUCGCACUCAAAAUGAAACCCUGGGCGAGCGAUGGCACUUUCAUGGCAACAGCGGAGCACAUUCGCCUCCCUGAUGACUGCACCGUCGGUUACAUCGUGGAGGCGCUGCUUGGCGUGAGCCUCAUCCGCUCAGCUUUGUUCCACUCUCACCUGGAGAACCUGGGACUGGUGUCAGACAUACACAACCAGGUUACUCUGAGCUAUGGCACUGUGGAAAACAGCAGAAACACUGUCAAUGUGAAAGGCCCAUUUUCGGUUAAUGAAGAUCCUACAAGGUUCAGGUCUGUCCAUUGUCUGUUGUACCCAGACACUCCUUGGUGCCCCAGCCCCCGGCGACUUUAACAGCCAUCCAGAGACAAAGAGGGAGGGAUGGACUGACGGGGGAGAAAAAGUAAAUGUCCGAAAAAAGUUAGAGAGAAGAAGUUCCACCGCUGCUGUCCCCUGUCUCCUGAAGAAUCUCCGAAACACUUGGACAUAAGUGUUUCCCUCAUGUUCCACAGCUGUCUGAGUAGCAGACUGACUUUUUAGGAAAGAGUAUCGCUGUGUUAGUUUGACGCCUGAACUCUCACCCCUGAACUGUUACUUGGUGUCAAAAGGCCAAAGAUUUCCACAAGAGCAGACGACAAAAAGUCAGCAUUCUUGGAAAGACUUUGUUAUUCUCAGAUCCCCAAAAAGUUAGGUUUGGCCUGAUGGUGGUGCAAGAGGAAAAGCCACGCUGUGCCACCUGAAUCAAAAUGGUUUAUCCUAUGUUCAAUAGAAAUCUCAGCCUGUCACACCUGCCUCAUCUUUCUUCUGUCUAAGGUCGGCAGUCAGCUUUUCAGCUUUCAUUUUCACCUCUUGUUUGUUAGCUUCAGUUAUGCUCCAGUUCAGUCAACCAAAACAUAACAUGUCAAGUCAGUGAGUGUUAGAGGUGCUGUUACCUUUAGACAGAGCCAGGCUAGCAGUUUCCCCCUGUUCUCAGUCUUUGUGCUAAGCUAAGCUAAUUGGCUACUGGCUACAGCUUCAGGUUUACUGUACAGGCAUGAAGUGUUAUCAAUCUUCUUUUCUAAGUCCUGGCAAGAAUAAAUAAAGGCCUAUUUCAGGGGAUUACCACAAUGACCAAAUCAUCUCCUGGAGAUUAUAAACAUUUAUACCAAAUGUAAUGGUAAUCCAUCCAGGACUUGCCUGGAUAUGUCAUUCUGGACCAGUGUUCUUCCCUGGAGCCUUCUUCACCUUUUGAUCAUGAUGCAGAAUCCAGACUCCUCAUCUGAAGUUUUAUUUCAUCUGUGUUCAGUAUUAUCUUCUCUCUGAAGUAUGUUAUCGUGACUGUAUGACUGAGCACUUUGCUGUUUUAUUUCUGCUGCUUGCAAUUCAUCAUUUGACAAAAUAACAAAGGAAUACAAAAGGAAUAGUUUUACAUUUUGGGAAACACACUUAUUCACUCUCUUGAAGAGAGUUGGAUAAAAAACAUUGGUACCGCUAACAUCUGUGCGCUAAAUAUGAAGCUCUGUCCAAAACAACUCCAAAACAAACAACUGAUAAAUCUACUAAUUGUUUUUACACUUAACUUUUUGUCCAAACAGAUAUUAAAUAUUAAUUAGUGAGAUUUAGAGGUGCUAAUAGCUGAAUUUUGUUUCCCUUGAACAUAGCAAGGCUAGCUGUUUUCCAAUCUUUUGCUAAGCUAAGCUAACUAGCUGCUGGCAGUAGCUUCAUAUUUAUUGUACAGACAUGAGGUUGGUCUCAGCAAAAAAGUCAGUUGGCAUACUUACCAAAAUAUCAAACUAUUCCUUUAACAACUUUGUGUAGAUCAGUGAGGCCUGUGUUACAAAAUAUUCUCCAAAAAAUGGUAGACAUCACCUGCGUUUAUCCAUUUACAGUAGGUGGAUUAUGAUUGUUAAUGAUGUUAGACUGCUUUUAAAAUGUUAUUGCAGUGUAACAAAGAUAUUAUCCCCUUUGAGGUUUUAUUGAGAAAUGACUCAUGUUGGGUCGUCUUCUAUCUUUCUGUGCAUUGAACGCAGUUGUAGCUGAAUGAAAGUUAUUAAGUUAAAUUCUGUCCCUUGUUAAAUGAAUGUAUAUGAUGAAUCGUUGCUUCUGAAGCGUACAUGCUCUCUCCAGUAUCUGGAUUGUCUGUAGACAUAACGGCUGAAUUUAAUAAAAACUGUUUUUGUUCAAAUA